This is a messenger RNA of Lachancea dasiensis, 1614 nucleotides long. Lineage: Eukaryota; Fungi; Ascomycota; Saccharomycetes; Saccharomycetales; Saccharomycetaceae. The record is from the annotation of a GenBank genome assembly.
AUGGGUAACGACUUACAGGAAAACGAAAAUACGUAUGAGAUCAAGCACAUUCAUAGCUCAGGUGUCAGAAGAGGCUCUCAGGAUGAGGCUCGUGACGCAGCUCAUCUCGAGCUGGACAAGGAAUUCACCAGGCAAAAGACUAGCUUAAGAAACCAAAAUUGGGAUGUAAUCAUCUCUUGCUUUGGGGUUUCCUUCACAGGCUUCUUUUUCGGUUACGAUACUGGAACUGUCGGGGGUAUAACCAAUAUGUCUGCAUGGCUAGAACGAUUUGGUCACUAUAAUUCGACCCUGGGAGAAUACGAGAUGGCUACUCCGUUGGUAGGGAUCAUAGUGUCCGCCUUUCACAUUGGAUGUAUUGUGGGAGGAUUCACGAUUGCUAGGCUUGCAGAUAGUCUCGGUCGCCGUAUCCCUAUUGGGAUUGCCUGUUUUGCAUACAUGGUGGGGCUUUCUGUGCAAUUGAGUGCGGGCCAUGGAAAAUGGUACCAAUACUUGAUUGGCCGGAUGAUAACAGGGUUGACAGUCGGAGCCAAUGCUGUUCUGAGCCCUAUGUUACUGUCGGAAAUUGCCCCACCACGCAUUCGAGGUGUUAUUGUGAAUUUUUACCAAAUCAAUACCACGCAUGGUAUUCUCGUCGGGUACAUAGUGGACUACGCUACAAAGAAUAAGUACUCAGAUGACAGAAUGUGGAGACUUCCGCUUAUUGGUGGGUUUAUCUUCUCGGUUGUCAUACUACCUUUCCUGAUAAAUGCACCUGAGUCUCCCCGUUAUUUGAUAAAGCAGGGUCGAUAUGAUGCCGCCAAGAAGUGCCUUGCAAGACUGAGAGGCUUAAAUUUGGACAAAUUGGCAAAGCCACAGCCCUCGCCCGAUCAACUUUCUACUCUGGAUUCCGUCGAUGCCGAGUUGCGCUUUUUGAAGGAAAACAUACACUAUCAAGAGCAGAGGCAAAGGAACGUCCAUUUCGGCCAGCUGUUUUCAAAGCGGUUUUUGAAGCGAACUAUAUCGGGAAUGUGCAUAAUGGGAUUCCAACAAAUGUCGGGCAUAGACUAUUUCUUAUACUAUGGAACAAAACUUUUCAAAUCUGUUGGUAUUGAAGAUUCUUAUAAGACUUCCAUCAUAUUGGGUGCAAUCAAUGCUGCCAUGACCUACGUGUCCAUUUUUGUGGCAGAUCAUCUGGGGCGUAAGAAAGGACUGUUGUUGGGCUCGGUAGGAUGCUUUCUAUGUCUCUUUAUAUUCUCCACCGUGGGUGUUGUUAUGAUCGACAAGGCAGACGCACCGAAUUAUCAGCUUUCAGGAGCGAUUAUGAUUGUCUUCACUUGUCUUUUUAUCGUUGUUUUCUGCUGUUCGUGGUCAGCAAUUGCCUCUGUUCUCGUCAGUGAAAUUUUCACCUUGGAAAUUAAGUCCCAGGCCAUGGCAUUUUCACAGGCGUUCAACUGGGGUUCAAAUUUCUUCAUUGCCUUAUGCACUCCAAUAAUAACAGCUAGAAUCGGCUAUGCUUUCGGCUAUGUUUUCUCCGGUUGCAUGUUUGUCGCCAUUAUAUUCGUUUAUUUCCUGAUACCGGAGACCAAAGGACUAACACUAGAGGAAAUCGAUGAUAUCUAUGACAAGGAGAAUUGA